Messenger RNA from Echinococcus granulosus, 876 nucleotides. Its product is annotated as RNA-binding motif protein, X-linked. NCBI's taxonomy places the organism in Eukaryota, Metazoa, Platyhelminthes, Cestoda, Cyclophyllidea, Taeniidae. The record is from RefSeq and is a predicted model, not a curated record. Bases 1 to 876 code for a protein of 291 amino acids. Gene Ontology annotation, cellular component: precatalytic spliceosome; U2 snRNP; catalytic step 2 spliceosome. Gene Ontology annotation, molecular function: RNA binding. The transcript has a single exon. Gene Ontology annotation, biological process: mRNA splicing, via spliceosome.
AUGAAUCCAAUUACGCAAACAAAGAAUCAAAACGCCAUGAACGAACGUGAACUUCAUUUCGGAUACACAGGCACAGAAAGCAGUUGGCACCGACAAUACAGGGACUCUGCCUGGAUUUUCGUUGGUGGUUUGAGCUACGACUUGACAGAAGGCGAUGUAAUUUGUGUGUUCUCACAGUACGGCGAAGUCGCCAAUAUAAACCUCGUGCGAGACAGAGACAGUGGGCGUUCCAGGGGAUUCGCCUUCGUCUGCUAUGAAAACCAGAAGAGCACCGUUCUUGCUACAGACAAUCUUAACGGCAUAAAGCUUGCGGGUCGCACAAUUCGUGUUGAUCAUGUGGAGAAGUAUAAAGUGCCUACUACCGGUGUGGCGAAAGUUGGACGUCAAGACGCCGACCAGGUCCCUCUAGAGGCUGAUGCUAGUGAAUUCCCCUCAGUAACUGACUACGUCCGCGAGCAUGGUUGCGGACCUGAGGCGAUGCGAAGGAUUCUAGAGCUCCAAAAGGUUAACAAGACCUCCCAAGAAUCCCCGUGGUCUACUGGAUAUCACAUGAAUCGAUCACCCUCUCCACCACGUGGGUCUCAUCGUCUCGCGUCACAAAACUGUUCCCCCUAUCAUAGAAGGUCUCCUUCUGUGUCGCCUCCACGUCGCACGGAAAGGCACUCCACUCGUGGGCAUCCUUCAUCUCACCGGAGAUUUGGUCGUUCUCCAGAGGCAACCGAUGCCUCCACGAGACGCAGAUUGGGAGCAUACUCUAGGAAUGUGUCCAUACCCAGACAAGGAAACAGACUUACUUCCAGCUACGUCUCCUCACAUCAUUCCAGGCACCGCGAGCGCUCUCGAAGCUCCCCUUAUCGAAGAAAAUUGGAACUGUAA